This is a messenger RNA of Cornus florida, 3441 nucleotides long. Its product is annotated as protein RRC1-like. The transcript has 18 exons. Gene Ontology annotation, molecular function: RNA binding. NCBI's taxonomy places the organism in Eukaryota, Viridiplantae, Streptophyta, Magnoliopsida, Cornales, Cornaceae. Gene Ontology annotation, biological process: RNA processing. Bases 147 to 3086 code for a protein of 979 amino acids. Gene Ontology annotation, cellular component: nucleus. The record is from RefSeq and is a predicted model, not a curated record.
UUGUUGUUUCUCUGUAAUAACAUGUACGGAAUCUGAGUGCCACAUCAAAAGCAACCUACCAAUUGAUGAAUUGAAUGUUAGAUUAGGUUUGAAUUUGAGGCAAAAGAGAGAAAGUACUAUUGCCUUGAUGAUCAUUUGAUGAAAAGAUGAGUUCAUUCUCGAUUACAAGGAAGAAGACGCCUUUUCAGAAGCACAGGGAAGAGGAAGAGGCAAAGAAAAAGAGGGCAGAGGACGAAACAGCUCGUUUAUACGCAGAGUUCGUGGAGUCAUUUCAAGGGGAUAAUGCGCCGGGGUCAAAGGCAUUUGUUAGAGGAGGAACAAUCAAUCCCAAUGAAAGAGUGAAGGUUGAUUCUGAAGGUGGAAAUUCCAAAGAUGGGGUAUCUGGUUCAAAGAAGGGGAGUAGGUAUGUUCCAUCUUUCUUACCACCUCCUAUGGCAACCAAGGGAAGAGAAUAUGACAAAAAGAAGGAGGAAGAGAAGCCAAAGGAGAAAGAGAAGGGUAAGUCACGGAAUAUAGAUCACUUUAUGGAGGAGCUAAAGCAUGAGCAAGAGAUGAGGGAAAGACGAAACCAGGAGCGUGAACACUGGCGAGAUGGGCGUCAUAAUGAAAAUUCUGCUCCGCCUAGCCGAUUUGAUGAGCUGCCUGAUGAUUUUGAUCCAAGCGGAAAACCUGGAUCAUUUGAUGAUGGAGAUCCACAGACAACAAACCUGUAUGUUGGAAAUCUCUCUCCUCAGGUGGAUGAGAAUUUUCUCUUGCGGACUUUUGGAAGGUUUGGACCUAUUGCUAGUGUGAAAAUUAUGUGGCCAAGGACAGAAGAGGAACGAAGACGGCAAAGAAAUUGUGGCUUUGUAGCUUUCAUGAACAGAGCUGAUGGACAAGCUGCAAAGGAUGAAAUGCAAGGGGUGGUUGUCUAUGAGUACGAGUUGAAGAUUGGGUGGGGUAAGUCGGUCUCUCUUCCAUCACAAGCGCUACCUGCUCCCCCACCAGGACAUAUGGCCAUCAGGAGUAAGGAGGGUGCAACUGUUAUUUUGUCUGGUCCCUCGGGCCCACCUGUUACUUCUGUCCCAAGCCAAAACUCUGAGCUGGUUCUUACUCCCAAUGUUCCUGAUAUAACGGUUGUUCCACCUGAUGAUGAUCAUCUUCGCCAUGUGAUUGAUACAAUGGCUCUCCAUGUUCUUGAUGGUGGUUGUGCUUUUGAGCAAGCUAUAAUGGAGAGAGGCCGUGGUAAUCCUCUUUUCAACUUCUUGUUUGAGCUUGGUUCGAAGGAGCAUACUUACUAUGUCUGGAGGCUAUAUUCCUUCGCUCAGGGUGAUACCCUUCAGAGGUGGCGAACAGAACCUUUCAUCAUGAUAACCGGCAGUGGGAGAUGGAUACCUCCCCCUCUGCCAAUAGUAAAAAGUCCGGAGCAUGAAAAAGAUUCUGGAACUACUUAUGCUGCAGGAAGAAGCAGGCGUGUGGAACUGGAAAGAACACUGACUGAUUCACAGAGAGAUGAAUUUGAGGACAUGCUGCGUGCUUUAACAUUAGAGAGGAGUCAGAUUAAGGAAGCUAUGGGUUUUUCUUUGGAUAACGCUGAUGCAGCUGGAGAGAUUGUUGAAGUUUUAACUGAGUCUUUGACACUUAAAGAAACCCCCAUUCCGAGUAAAGUUGCUCGGCUCAUGCUGGUCUCAGACAUUCUUCACAACAGUAGUGCCCCUGUAAAGAAUGCAUCUGCCUACCGCACCAAAUUUGAAGCCACUUUACCGGACAUAAUGGAAAGCUUUAAUGACUUGUAUCGUAGUAUAACAGGAAGGAUCACAGCUGAGGCCCUUAAGGAACGAGUUCUGAAAGUUCUUCAAGUCUGGGCUGAUUGGUUUCUGUUUUCGGAUGCAUAUGUAAACGGACUACGAGCUACUUUUCUUCGAGCUGGGAACUCUGGUGUGACCCCUUUCCAUUCUAUUUGCGGUGAUGCUCCAGAAAUAGAAAAGAAGACCAGCUCUGAGGAUACAGUUGAUGGAGUUAAGACUAACCAAGAUGCUGCAUUGGCUAUGAGCAAAGGAGCAGCCAUGAAGGAGCUAUUAAGUCUUCCCCUGGCUGAGCUGGAAAGACGAUGCAGACACAACGGGUUAUCUCUCGUAGGUGGUAGAGAGAUGAUGGUUGCACGAUUGCUUUAUCUGGAAGAGGCAGAAAAACAGAGGAGCUAUGAACUUGAUGAUGACCUUAAAUAUGCACAGGGCCAUUCAAGUUCAGGUAGAUACUCAAGUGGUAAGAAAGAAGCAAAUGCUGAAAUGGAGGUCGUCGGAUUGUCUGGGUGGAAUAGUUACGGGGAUGAUGAGGUGCGGACUCAAGGCAAAGGAUCUGUACCUUUGGCCUCAACCAUUCCUAUCCCUCAGCCUGAACUAAAAGCCUUUAUGAAUGAAAGGAAAAAUGAUCCCGUUUUGCCAGCCUCUAAAUGGGCUAGAGAGGAUGAUGAAAGUGACGAUGAACAAAAAAGAAGUGCUAGAGAUCUGGGAUUAAGUUACUCAUCUUCUGGGAGUGAGAAUGCUGGUGAUGGUCCCAGUAAGGCCGAGGAGAUGGAGAUUGCAACUGAUGCAAGCAUUCCACCACAACCUGAUACUGGAAUGAAUGAAGAACAGAGACAAAAGUUGAGGCGUCUUGAAGUUGCUUUGAUGGAAUACCGUGAAUCACUUGAAGAGCGGGGAGUAAAAAAUUUGGAGGAAAUUGAGAGGAAGGUUGCAAUUCAUAGAAAGCGGCUACAAUCUGAAUAUGGUUUAUUGGAUUCUAACGAAGAUGUUUCAGACAACAACAAGAGACCUUCAGAGAAGAGGGACAGAAGAAAUGAUGCCCGUGAGUCUUCGAGGAAGCGACAUCGCAGCCAGAGCGGAAGUGAGAGCCCACAUCUCAAGUCAUCAAGCAGAGACAGGGAUAGGGAAAGUGACAUGGACCGGGAUCGGGAAAGGCACCGUGAUAGAGAUAGGGAAAGAAUUCAUGAUUCAGAAAGUGAAAGGGGAAGGGACCGUGAAAAAAGUGGAAGCAGGGAGAGGGAUGACCACGACAGGGAGAGAGGCAGAGAAAGGGACAAGGAUAGAAAGAGAAGGGCGAAAUGAUUUUCUUGACAGAGGGCACUAAUUCACGGUUACAACAGGAUGAUAUGAGUAGUCCAAAUGUCAACUGUAAAAUUGUCUCUCUUGAAGCUGGUCGAUUUGGAUGUUCUGGUGAUGGAAAAGAAAACCUCAAAUUCGACGUAGGUUCGGUCAACUACCAAAACGGUUGCCUGUUUUUACUUACUGGUGGAGACAAUAUUUCAUCAUUUUCCAUUGUCAGUCUUGUAAGGUGGAACUAUGGUUUCUCUUGAAUCUACUUUUUGUAUUGACAUGGGCAGAUGUAUAUUUUUCUAGAAAAUUUAAAAAUCUCGGGGACGUUCAUUCCAUAUAUCAAAUGGGCAGUGUUCAAUUCCAAAAA